GUUCGGCAGUUGUUGGUUUUUGCGCGCGUCCAGACGAAACCAUCAGCUCAGAGGGCUCCCUCUGUCCCGCACGACAGAGAUCUCAUCGCAUUCUCUGCCGUGUUCGCAAUUGCGUGUUCGUCGUGAGCCCUCCCGUCUGGCGGAGUGCUGCGCGGCGCUGUGAUUGAUUGGCUUAUCGACUCAUCGUUUGACUGAUUUGCUCGUCGACAGUCGCUGUUCUCUCGCCGGUGAGCACAUGCGCGUGGGAGCGACGCACUCACUGCGCCAUUGUGCGUGUGCGGUGGUCUUCAGGCGUUGUGUGGGCUGCCGUGAGGCCAGUGGGCGGCAGCUAUGAGCAGCACAUCGGCAUCAGCUGCUGCUGCAGGUGGGCUGACUGGUUGGAAGAGGGAGAAAAGGGUUAGUUGUGUGGUGUGGUGUUUGUGUCGGUCAGGUAGUGUCUUCUAUAGCAGUGGCAGUAGUUCGAUCGGCACACAAGGAGAUGAGCAGUCGGUAAGCCAAGAUGCGGCCACACAAACAGGCAGAGACCGUCAUGCAUUCGUCUGUUUCUCAUGACAACGUCGCGUGUGCUGUGCAGAAGUCGUCUGAUCCCGUGGCGCGUCUGGUGAAGUUACACCACCAGGUAGGUAGGUGGCUUGGCUCCAGACACAGACGAGAGGACAUGUGGGCAGACAGGGAGAUGGAUGGCGGGUGUGACAUGUCGUGUGUGUUGUGCGUGCAGGCAAUGGGGAUCUCUCUGACCACUCAUCCAACACAGUCGCCUCGCAGACAGAGAUGGUGGCACAGGUACGAUGCCACGUAUGCCGUGUGUGUGUGUGGAUAUCUUCCUUCGUGACGUAUUGCUGCUUUUGCUUCAGGGCCCUGGCAGCCGAUUUGCCAACAAGGCCGUCACUGAUGAGACCACUAAGGCCACAAAGACACAGAAGAAGGUACGACAGCUGCUGCACCGUGCUGCUGACAUCAUUACGGCCAACGUAUGCUGUGCUGCGCGUGUCAGGUUGACGCCAUGGGGCUCUUGCGGCAGCUAUACGCCCUGCCCGAGGCCCUCAUGCACGGCACACUCCUCCCCCUCAUGGACCAGCAGCACCUGCACACCGCACUCGCCAAGGUCAGCAGUGCCCUCUGCUGCACCUCACCGGCAGUCGGCAGCGCCGUCGCGGCCGCCCUCAUCCCCCAAAUCGACAGCAUCAUCGAACGCGACGGCCUCACAGGCGUCAUCGGCUACACCCAGAUCCGUUGGCACCUGCAGCGGCAGCCGGGUCGGGCGAUGGACGUGUGUCGUCCAUUCCGGCUGAUCCGCCUCCACUAUGUGGUGGUGACAGGGGGCGACUGGCGGGGCAACGUGCCGCUGCUGCGGCUGGCCAAGAGCUGCGGGCAGAUCCAGUCGCUGCCGAUUCAGCUGACGAAGCACGACCUGCACCGUGUGGGCAGCAAGGCCGUCAUCGACAGCCGGCCGCCCAGCAUCCGCCAGUACAGCCUCUUCAGCCACCGACUGGGCGAGGGGAUGCGGCUGACGCGCAACGCCAACGGGCGGGAGAUGCUGGGUGGGUAUGAGGUGACGGUGCACACCGACCAGACGGUGCCGAGGAGGUAUCGAAAUCGCUUCGAUGCGGCCGAUCCCCCGUGCCGAUGUGAGAGAGGGGAGGGGAAAGCACCACAGGAAAGGCAACUUGACAUGGAUGGUGUCUGCCGCUGUGUCUGUGUGUCUGCAGACAAUGGUCUCGAGCUCAGCAGCUUCAGAGGACUGGUCAUCAGGAGGUACGCAGCGACUGAAAUGAGAGAAGAAACAGUACAGCAAGGUGUCGUGUUGUCUGUCUUUCCGCUCCUUGCUCUUUCAGGUUGACAGAGUGGUCGUUGCGUUGUGUGUCGUAUCAGAACUGGCAUCUGCCCUCUGCUGAGUGUCGUGACAUCGGUGCCCUGGUCGACCAGCAGUCGCCCCUGUGGGACGGCUGCCGCACCAUCGACUACAGCACCAUCGGCGGCUCAUACCGACUCGUCAUACUGUGUGGCGAGGAGGAGGGCGACAAGCGGCGUACAUCGAGAUGGCCAAGGGGUCUUAUCGGCCGGCAUCCAUCUCCCUCUUCACUACCGAGGCGCCCCAGCAGGCCGGCGAUGGCCCUGCUGCCUCCACGCAGGCAGUGGGCAUCGCCCGCAACAAGAUGGGCGACGCCAUCACUCUACUCCCACAGGUCAACGAGGCCAUCAACACAGGUACACACGAAUGAAAAGGGGCGGGGGACGCAGCCACGCACACACAUUUCAUGGAGUGCGCCUUCGUGUCGCUCUGAUGUUCAGGUGUGUUUGCGUGUUCGGCCACAGAGCGGCGACCGACCUUCCAGAUCUUCUACAGAAGCAUCCCAGGUCAGACACAUAGACUCUCACGAACCAGUCUCCACAUUGUGACUAUUUUACAUGCAGGCAGGACCGGAGUACUGGACGUCCACCCCAGCGACACCAUCAGGACUGUCAAGGCCAAGAUUCAGGCCAAGGAGGGCAUCCGCAUCAGCUGGCAGCGACUCAAUUAUGGUGGCAAGCCGCUCGAGGACGGCCGCACCCUGUCGGACUACAACAUCCAGAAGGAGAGCACACUGUUCCUGCUGUAGCCUGGGGGGCGGCAUGCAGAUCUUCGUCUAGACACUCUCUCACUGGUGGGUCAGGCAACACACACGACCUCACCAGCGGGACUCUGCAAACGUGUGACUUAGUCGGCGUGGUGGGCGUGGCACGCAUCGAUCGAGAGAGACAGGGAUGGAUAGAUGAGUAGAUGCGUGUGUGUGUGUGUAGGUAUGCGCAUUGGACCGACCUUGGCUCCCUCCGUUGAAUGUUCAUUCGAGGUGUGUGUGAUGUAUGUAUACGCAGCAUCGCUUUUCAACACUUCUUGUCUUUGCAUGUGUGUACUUGACGGAUUCAAUCCGUGUGUUGGUCGGUCACAUCAUCCUUCACCCUUUACAGACCCCAGACACGCCAACUAGACAGACAGACAGACAGAUCAACCAGCCAGACAACCAGGCGCAUGUUUGUCAUCCGUCAUUCACACACACACAUGCACACACCCUCACCACACCAAUGAAAACUAUGAAAUGACACUAACUGGUGUGGGGGGACGGUAUGGAUGGUAAUGCGUGAAUCCAUCUGUCUGUUUGACUGUUCCGCGUCGAUAGAGUACACCAGACCAGAUACAUGGGCGGUGGAAAAUCACUCACUAACCGAAUGCACCGCACCAAUCGGCCGCUCCUCUCCCAUCUCCCACCUGCCGUAAC
Molecule: messenger RNA, 3257 nt
Organism: Vitrella brassicaformis
Lineage: Eukaryota; Vitrellaceae
Source: the annotation of a GenBank genome assembly